AUGUCUUUACCUGUUCACCCUAUGCCUCGCUCGCCCCUUGACCGCCAUCGCCAGUUGGCUCCGUCUGCGGCGGUCAGGGUUUCUCCACUCUGUCUUGGCACCAUGAACUUUGGAGACGCAUGGAAGGACUGGCUUGGCGAAUGUCCGAAAGAGACUGCAUUUGGAGUUCUCGAUUACUUCUUCAGUCAAGGCGGCAACUUCAUCGAUACCGCCAGCAACUACCAGAACGAAGAGUCUGAGAAAUGGAUCGGGGAGUGGAUAGCCGAAAGACAAAACCGCGAUGAACUCGUUCUCGCCACCAAGUUCUCCAGCAGCUACAAGAACCAUGAAAAUGGCAGACUUCAGUCAAACUAUGGCGGCAAUAGCGCCAAGUCUAUUCGUGUCUCUUUGGAAUCCUCAUUGCAGAAACUACAAACGAGCUACAUCGACCUCUUCUACCUUCACUGGUGGGAUUACUCCGUUUCGAUUCCCGAAUUGAUGCAUAGCCUCAACGAUCUGGUCGCCAGCGGCAAGGUUCUCUAUCUCGGGAUUUCUGAUAGCCCUGCCUGGGUAGUUGCCAAGGCCAACCAAUACGCUCGUGACCACGGCUUACGCCAGUUCACCGUGUACCAAGGUCUUUGGAACGCCUCAAUCCGCGACUUCGAACGAGAGAUCCUUCCAAUGUGCCGCGAUGAGAAUAUGGGAUUGAUUCCUUGGGGCGCCCUCGGACAAGGUCAGUUUCAUACAGAAGCAGGAUACAGAGAGCGGGAGCAGACGAACCCCGGGCGCAAGGGACGGCCGGCAUUUGAUGUUGAGAAACGUGUGGCUAGGACUCUAGAGACAAUUGCGGAUUCGAAGAAGACGGAUCUCACCAGUGUUGCUUUGGCGUAUGUCCGCCACAAAGCCCCUUAUGUGUUCCCGGUCGUUGGUGGGCGGAAGGUCGAGCAUCUGCGGAAGAACAUUGCUGCACUAGAACUAUCCCUCAGUGUCCAGGAGGUGAACCAGAUUGAGGCAUCUUAUGAGUUUGAUCAUGGCUUCCCUCAUACCUUCCUCAGCGGCUCCCUUCUUGAUGGUAGCACUCCGCGGGCUCCCAAAGGUCCUGGAGACGUGUGGCUGACGAAGUUGAUGGGAAACUUUGAUUGGGUGGAGUCAGAGAGGCCGAUUGAGUGUACUAAAUCUGCUUAG
Molecule: messenger RNA, 1164 nt
Organism: Aspergillus tubingensis
Lineage: Eukaryota; Fungi; Ascomycota; Eurotiomycetes; Eurotiales; Aspergillaceae
Product: aldo/keto reductase
Exons: 1
Coding region: 1-1164 (387 amino acids)
Source: RefSeq, a predicted model, not a curated record